Molecule: messenger RNA, 7621 nt
Organism: Oncorhynchus kisutch (coho salmon)
Lineage: Eukaryota; Metazoa; Chordata; Actinopteri; Salmoniformes; Salmonidae
Product: pneumococcal serine-rich repeat protein-like
Exons: 1
Coding region: 4723-6711 (662 amino acids)
Source: RefSeq, a predicted model, not a curated record
GCCGAUUUCCAAUUGUUAUGAAAACUUGAAAUCGGCCCGACCUCUGCUCUAAACAGGAGCAGACAUUUUCACAUUGAAGAUGUACCAACAGGGAUGCUCAUUUGCGUUCUCAUAGCAUUUACAGUAUAUUCUUUCUUUAUUUUUUGGGUACUUUUUACCCCUUUUUCGUGAUAUCCAAUUGAUAGUUACAGUCUUGUCGCUGCAACUCCCGUACGGACUCGGGAGAGGCGAAGGUCGAGAGCCAUGCAUCCCCCGGAACACAACCCUGCCUAGCAGCACUGCUCGCUUAACCCGGAAACCAAUGUGUCGGAGGAAACACCGUACAGCUGGCUACAGAGGUCAGUGUGCAUGAACCCGGCCCACCACAAGGAGUCACUAGAGCGCGAUGAGACAAGGACAACCCGGACAAUGCUGGUACAAUUGUGCGCCGCCUCACGGGUCUCCCUGUUGUGGCCGGCUGCGACACAGCCUGGGAUCGAACCCGGGUCUGUAGUGACGCCUCAAGCACUGCAAUGCAUUGCCCUAGACUGCUGCGCCACACAGGAGGCCCUAUUUACAGUAAAUUGUAAUGGUUUAAAUGAUUGUGAUAUCAUAUGACUGUGAUAUAAUUUCGUCCAGGGCCAACAUAUUAUUUUCAACGUAAUUAAUUAAAAGCUACCCUUCGUAAGGCAUGCACACCUCAUCCUGGGUUGGCACCCAAAGAAAGAAGGCAUUUGAACUGUAAUGUUUGAUCAACUCUACAGGAGGUCGUUCAUAUGUUAGCAAAUAUCAAUGCCACUUACAUGCCGCUCAGAGCAAGCCGUAGCUACCAUGCUAACCACUUUGGCCCUGACGUUGAAAUCAUUUACCUGUCCGUUGGAGAUAGAGACCAGUACAGCCUACUAAGGGUUAAUUCCCAACCGAUCACUUGAUUCCACAUCAGUGGUUCCUAAACUUUUGUUUGCAACAACAAAAAAAUGACGCAAGCCUAAAAAUCUUUCUUGACACCCACCAAUACAACAAAUUCUCACCUAGCCUUCAGGUGCCACAAUGCCGAAGAUACAGACUUUCUCACCCUCCACUCUUUAAACUUUUGGCUACACUGUCCUGUCAAGACGGGCACAGAUCAUAGAUCUGUAAAUGAAGAGAAAGAUUUAACAGAAUGGACUGGAUGAGUGUACAGAUGUAGAAUCUUAAUUUGAGCCAGUUUGCUACAACACGAAAAUAAUCCUGUAGCAACAGGAAAUGUGAAUUAUUACGUGGAUUAUAAUGAAUGGAGAUUUUCUCCUGCAUUAGGGUGAUCAUAUUGAAAUCUUACGUCUUUAGCUAGCUAUACUAUCUACAGUAUGUUGUAUGCAUCUGUGUGACCAGUGUUCCUGUUGUUCAGUGGAUAAGGCAGUGAUAUCCCCCCAGAUAACCUGGAGGAGAGACUAAUCUAGUGGCUCCAGUAAUGCACUAGAGGUCAGGGGUCGUCUGCCCUUAUUGCCAUAAAUCAACCUGGCAUCAGCCUUGCAUUAGUUUACUGAAAGGUCAAGCCUUAUAAACUCACACAUGACUCGACCAAUGGCUGGCUGCUACACUGAAGAUUAUUAUGUGCUCCAGUGGUGAUGUCAUCUAAACUCUUACAGUCCUCCACUGAUGAUUUCUGUUUCUAAACCUAUUGGGUCAUUUUGGUCUGGUAUUUGGUUUAUAUUUUGCCUCGUCUUUCCUGGUUUUGGUUUUGUUGAGGAUUGUAUUGGCUGGUUAGGGUUUGAAUUGGCUGUAUUUUUCAGCAGGUGGUUUUGUUUGAACACUGGCUGGUUGUGGAGUAUAAUUCUACAGUGUGUUCUGGAGAACUCAACUGUAUCCUUUUGGCUUUCUGAGAAAUGUAUUCUUGGUUAAAGAUCCUGGCAGACGGUAAAGUGGUCAAGCCCUCUGUUUCAAUGGCGUUUGAGAAUCUGCCUGUUAAAUGUAGUGUAACUUAAUGCAGGAUGAGGCCUAACCGGUAGUCGAUCACCACGUCCACAUUCAAACCUACUACUGGUUACAUUACAGCAGGAGAUCAGGGGGGGGGGACUGAGAAGGGAAGGAGUGAGAUGGAAAUAGGGAAAUAAGAACAUCUCAUCAGAUGCAACACACACACACAUCAUAUUGCCAUUAUUCCCGACCCGCUUAAUCCCAGAAUGUUAAAAAACAAAACAAAUCUAGGUCAAGGCUGCGCUCCCUCUGGGGAAUGGGCCAAAUGUCUUUAGCAGAUUAAGACAAGAUGAUAAUGACGAUGAUUAUGAUCCAGAACAGACCGGGCCCUUUGUCAAAAUGAAUGUUGCUGCUUUAGUGGUGUUGUCUUUUAUAAUCUGUUGUUUGACAGGAUCAGGCUGCCAAGCUGAUUGAGCAAGUCUAAAGCCAUGUCUGUUGGUCGGUCGGUCGGGUUGCCUGUCUGGUGUCAAACAUCAGGCCCUCCUGUCCCUCUCCAUCUCUUUCCGUCUCAGUAGGAUCUGUGGUUCUCACAGUCUUAAUCACACGUAUCUCUCUCUCUCUCUCUCUGUCUCUCUCUCUCUCGGUUUAAAUUUAAGAUAAAUAAAUAACCUAAUGGAUAAGAAAGUAUUGUCUCAUUUCUGGGCCCAGUCUUCCCCUCUGUCCUAGGCUCUCUGUUCUUCUUCUCUAUCUAGCGCAGAGCUAGUGUAAUGUGGACCGUCAGAGUGUGGACCUGUGGUUCUAUUGAUCCAAUUACUUUGUCAUUGCCCUCGGCGGCUCUUCUCCUCUCCAGCGUGGCUCGCUGCUGCUCACUCUGCACGACAUCUCUCUCGCUCUCUCUCUCAGCUUGCGCUGGAGGAUCCUCAUAUAACAUCUCCAAAUUAUAGUUGAAGGAGAAAAUUAAAUAUUGACUGUAGUCUUAUUAAAAUGAAUAGAGUAUGGUUUUACCCCACACUGGUGGCUGCCUCUGUGCACAGCCUGGAACAUAUCAAUGAUUAAACACAGAAAAGUGUCUGAUAACCCAGGCCGGUGAAGACAAGAACUGUGUGUGUGUGUGUGUGUGUGUGUGUGCAUGGGGUCAGAGUUCUACGUUUGAUAAACAAACAGAACCCUUGUUCAUAUCAUACUUACUAUAUAAGUGCAACCUUGCACUUUUAAAACACCAGUGUUUUUUCUUCCAGGUUCCCACCUUUCUCAAAGUUACACCAGUGAAGUAAGUCUGUGGUACUGUACAGUGUAGUCCCCUUCUGUUGCACAGGGUCCCACCUUUCUCAAAGUUACACCAGUGAAGUAAGUCUGUGGUACUGUCCAGUGUAGUCCCCUUCUGUUGCACAGGGUCCCACCUUUCUCAAAGUUACACCAGUGAAGUAAGUCUGUGGUACUGUCCAGUGUAGUCCCCUUCUGUUGCACAGGGUCCCACCUUUCUCAAAGUUACACCAGUGAAGUAAGUCUGUGGUACUGUACAGUGUAGUCCCCUUCUGUUGCACAGGGUCCCACCUUUCUCAAAGUUACACCAGUGAAGUAAGUCUGUGGUACUGUACAGUGUAGUCCCCUUCUGUUGCACAGGGUCCCACGCCUUCUCUGGGAAGCAUUCAACCGUAUGAACUGAUCUCAUGUGCCGUUAAAUAUAUGCAGAAAUCGAGGGGAAGAGGGAGGGAGAGAGAGGGUUAGAGAGAGAGAGAGAGAUAGGGAGACAGAGAGUGCAAGAGAGAACAGAGAGAGUAAAUACUCCGUGUAACAUACAGUAUUACCACGAUUCAUGGUUCUCAUGAGGUACUUUCUACAGCCUCACAUUCUUCCCCAAUCAUCCAUUGCGUCACCAGACCCCUGUGCCUCGCACAACAUGGAUUGAGUGGAUGUGCUCUGUACAUGAAUAGGAUAGAAAUUGGAUAUGUUAUCCCCAUCGUGGCCCUUAUUGGUAGUUUGUUCCAUUAUUGUGGCUGUCUGCGUUGAAUAAUGAAACAUUGCCAUUGUGUUACUGUGCAGCGUACAUUAUGAAAAAUAUGUGGACAUGCAAACUAAAAUGCCCAUGAAUGCACUCUCUCAUAAACGCAAACGACGAGAUAAGAGAGGUGACGUAUCCACGAAGAUAACGAAUGAAUGAAUGAAUGGAUGUCAGAGAGAAUAGCCUUGCAAAUGUAUUAUUGGCUAAUACAGAAAUUGAAAGUGUGGUUUGUUCAAGAUCAGUGUACUGUUUGUGUUACACUUUACCUGUGUAUGCAGGAUGGGUUUGAUAUGGUACUGGUUUGGUUCACAGUGUCCUGGCCUCAAUGGAGCCUGUCUCUGAGGACUUCUCUCCUGCCUUCUCAUGCCUGUUCAGUGCAGUGGCAAAGUCAAUAGGAGCCUUUUAUCUAGUCAAUAUAGACUGGUGACAGGACAGGGCUGCUGCACAAACUGCAAGAACUACUCUCUGGGUGAGUUUCACAGAGCCUAAUGGGACAACGCAGUCCGGGCUGGGAUGGAGGAGGAAGAGAAGAAGGGGGAGGAGGAAGAAGAGGAGGAAGAAAGAAUAGAGGGAUUUAUAUUCAGAACAGUUAUUUCAGGAUGUCAUAUGAUGCUGUGGAUUUGAAACAUCACCUCCCUGUAUUAGCAUGGUCUGUGUGGACAUGGUGGACAGUACGAAGGGAAACACCAACACGGUAAUGGUGAUCUGAGGUGUUAUUUAGGAAAGCCUCUAUCCGGGGGGAGUAACUGCCAUGCCUCAUUGCCCUUUCAGCUUAUCUAGAUUAUCCCAGGGAGACUGAGGGACUACCAUAAUCAUUCCAGCAUCGUAAUAGGAGGAACUGGACUAUGUACAGUGCCAGGAAAUGUCUCAGAGAAAAAUCAGGUCAAGUCCUUUGUUUUGCCUGGGAGGGCAUGGAGGUGUCUGAUGAUCCAAAAGAACCUCCACCACCACAGCUCAGCUGCAACGCCAGCACCACCCCCAGCACCUCUGCCAUACCCAGCACCACCCCCAGCACCACUGCCAUACCCAGCCUCAAUCCAAACCCCAGCACCUCUGCCAUACCCAGCACCUGUGCCAUACCCAGCCUCAAUCCAAACCCCAGCGCCUCUGCCAUACCCAGCACCUGUGCCAUACCCAGCCUCAAUCCAAACCCCAGGGCAAGCCCCACUGCCAUACCCAGCCUCAUUCCAUUACCCAGCACCAGCACCACUGGCAUUCCCAUUCUCAGUCCCAGCCCCUACUUCACUGCCAUAACCAGCCUCAGACCCAGCACCACUGCCAUACCGCGCAUCAGUCCUAGCCUCAGUCCAAGCCUCAGUCCAAGCCUCAGUCCAAGCCUCAGUCCUCGCCUCAACACCAUUGCCAGCCUUAGCAUCAUUCCCAGCACCACUGCCAUACCCAGUCUCAGUCCCAGUCUCAGUCCCAGUCUCAGUCCCAGCCUCAGUCCAAGCCUCAGUCCAAGCCUCAGCCUCUGCACCAUUGCCAGCCCCAGCCUCAGUCCAAGCCUCAGUCCCAGCCUCAGUCCAAGCCUCAGUCCAAGCCUCAGCCUCUGCACCAUUGCCAGACCCAGCCUCAGUCCAAGCCUCAGUCCAAGCCUCAGCCUCUGCACCAUUGCCAGCCCCAGGCUCAGUCCAAGCACCACUGCCAGCCCCCACCUUAGUCCCAAACCCAGCACCACUGCCAGCCCCAGCCUCACACCCAGCACCACUGCCAGCCCCAGCCUCACACCCAGCACCACUACCAGCCCCAGCCUCACACCCAUCACCACUGCCAGCCCCAGCCUCACACCCAUCACCACUGCCAGCCCCAGCCUCACACCCAGCACCACUGCCAGCCCCAGCCUCACACCCAGCACCACUACCAGCCCCAGCCUCACACCCAUCACCACUGCCAGCCCCAGCCUCACACCCAUCACCACUGCCAGCCCCAGCCUCACACCCAGCACCACUGCCAGCCCCAGUCUCGUACCCAGCACCACUGCCAGCCUCAAUCCCAGCACCACUGCCCGCCUCAGUCCCAGCACCACUGCCCGCCUCAGUCCCAGCACCACUGCCAGCCUCAGUCCUAGCACCACUGCCAGCCUCAGUCCCAGCACCACUGCCAGUCUCAGUCCCAGCACCACUGCCAGCUUCAGUCCCAGCACCAUUGCCAGCCCCAGCAUCAGGCCCAGCACCACUGCCAGCCUCAGCCUCAGCACCACUGCCAACCUCAGUGCCAGCACCACUUCCCGCCUCAGUCCCAGCACCACUGCCAGCCUCAGUGCCAGCACCACUGCCAGCCUCAGUGCCAGCACCACUGCCAGCCUCAGUGCCAGCACCACUGCCAGCCUCAGUCCCAGCACCACUGCCAGCCUCAGUCCCAGCACCACUGCCAGCCUCAGUGCCAGCACCACUGCCAGUCUCAGUGCCAGCAACACUGCCAGCCUCAGUCCCAGCACCACUGCCAGCCUCAGUCCCAGCACCACUGCCAGCCUCAGUGCCAGCCCCAUCCAUGAUCCCACACCUUUGCUUCUCUCGUCCCACUUGGCUGUGGCUGAAUGUUCACUCUGCUUUGCUCUGCUCUCCAGUGGAUUGCUCCUCUGCCACAAGCCUAGCAACAGUGUGACAUUUGGAGUCCCUCAGGUCACAGCUAAAAGGUUUCCCAGUGAAAGGACAAUGUGGGUUGUCCAUUACACUAUUAGCAGGUCAUAUGAGGCGGAAAGCCCACAGCCUUGGGGGGAACCCCGCGCUAACUCACAGUGGCAACGUCAUUCAACUGAAAUGCAAUCAAAGCAGGGAUGUCUUGUUAUGAAUGUCAGAGCGUCACAUGCAGCCACAGGAGGCACGUCCUUGUAGUAUUUGUGGGGCUCUUAUGAAAUGUGUCACAACCCAGUGAGUCUGCAAGGUCAAAGCAACUUGGGAAAAAAGCUCAGAAAUGCCAUGGCAACAGUGUUUUCUGUUAUUUCCAUUAUGCUUCAAUAGACAUAGCUACAGUAUAUCGAGAAUUAUUUUAGCAGUAGCAUAGUCUCCACUUCAAAUCAGCUCAAGAAGGACAGCUGGAUGUUAGAGUCCCAGGCAGCAGCAAGCACCACUUGGCACAAUACAGUAGCACACAUCCAUUCCAUUGUAACUGCCCCAGCUGUGUACCACUGUGUACUACUGCAGCCUCCUGUUGUUCCAUACUGUAGCUAGGUUCUGAGUCAUGGUCUCCUCUACCCUAGGUGGCUCAGCUCCCAGGUCCACUCUGCCCCGAGACCAGGACUGCGUCUCAAAUCAAAUGGUAUUAGUCACAUGUGCCAAGUACAACAGGUGUGAACUUUAAUCUGCUUCCAUUUGCACCCUUUUCCCUUUGUAGUGCACUACUUUUGACCAGAUUACUGCAGUAGGGUGCCAUUUGGGAAGGAGGGUGUGAGUCACUGUUGUUUUUACAGUGUAAUAAAACCCCAGCAUAGGUGAAGGUUAAGCAGACCACUGGGAUUUGAGCGGAGGGUGGGUGAGGUGGGGUAGAGGGUGACCUUUACGAAGUGCACAUGAGAGAGAGAGGGGUGGGGUGCUGGAGAAGUAGUGAGAAGGGGGGGGCAUGGCUCUGGUGACCACAUUAGACACCGUCUGUGAGAAACUGCAGCUAUAUGAACUCUGACACAUCACAAGCUGAAAAGGUCAAAGGACAGGGUUCUCAAAAGCUGCCUGCCUUGGUGUUUACAGGGGUGUUGAUGUGGUGCAAGAGAGAGAGAGGGGCAGAAAUGUACCAAGGGAAAAGACAUGA